This is a messenger RNA of Quercus robur (English oak), 2381 nucleotides long. Its product is annotated as protein DETOXIFICATION 49. Gene Ontology annotation, molecular function: antiporter activity; xenobiotic transmembrane transporter activity. NCBI's taxonomy places the organism in Eukaryota, Viridiplantae, Streptophyta, Magnoliopsida, Fagales, Fagaceae. The transcript has a single exon. Bases 96 to 1760 code for a protein of 554 amino acids. Gene Ontology annotation, cellular component: membrane. The record is from RefSeq and is a predicted model, not a curated record. Gene Ontology annotation, biological process: xenobiotic detoxification by transmembrane export across the plasma membrane.
CUUAUUUCACUCCCCCCACAACACACACAGAGACAUACACAAACUCUCUCUCUCUCUCUCUCUCUCUAGCUCUAACAAUUUUUUUUGUUGACAUAAUGUGUAAGCUAACUACUUCUAUCCCCUGCAAUUCAUCAGAUUCCCCUUACGUCCUCCUCACAAUCCUAGAAUCAGAGGACAGCAUGCACAAGGCCCCAUUACUAUCCAGAGCCCAAGCAUCACAGGAGAAGAAAAAUUCUUCAUACAGAAACUUGAAAACACAGAAAACCCAGCUGACUUUGGCCUUCAUAGAAGCCAUUUCCAUAGCCAAAAUUGCUCUACCUAUGAUACUUACAGGCCUUUUGCUUUACUCUCGCUCCAUGAUCUCCAUGCUCUUCCUUGGCCGCCUAGGUGAGCUCGAAUUAGCCGGAGGUUCCCUCGCUGUUGGCUUCGCUAACAUCACCGGCUACUCUAUUCUCUCCGGCCUUGCUAUGGGAAUGGAACCAAUUUGCGGCCAAGCUUUUGGUGCCAAAAAACAUACUCUUUUAGGCCUCACCUUGCAAAGAGCGGUUCUUUUGCUCAUGCUUAUUUCAAUACCUAUUUCACUUCUCUGGCUAAACAUGAAGGAAAUCCUUCUUUUUUGUGGUCAAGAUGAGACUAUUGCUAGAGAAGCACAAUCAUAUCUUCUCUAUUCACUCCCUGACCUAUUAGCUCAAUCUCUUUUGCACCCAUUACGCAUCUAUCUUCGAUCACAAUCUAUUACUCUGCCCCUAACUUUUUGUGCCACUCUAUCAAUUAUCCUUCACAUACCCAUCAACUACCUCCUUGUUUCACACCUAGACUUAGGAAUCAAAGGGGUUGCUUUAAGCGGAGUUUGGACUAACUUCAAUCUUGUAGGUUCUUUGAUCAUCUACAUCCUUAUCUCUGGCAUCCAUAAGAAAACUUGGGGAGGCAUUUCGUUGGAGUGCUUGAAAGAAUGGAAACCUUUGUUAAAUAUGGCUAUUCCAAGCUGCAUUUCAGUCUGCCUGGAGUGGUGGUGGUACGAGAUCAUGAUUUUGCUAUGUGGGCUAUUGAUAAAUCCCAGAGCAACCGUGGCAUCCAUGGGCAUUUUAAUCCAAACCACAGCGCUUAUCUACAUAUUCCCAUCAUCAAUAAGCUUCAGUGUAUCCACCAGAGUUGGUAAUGAACUAGGUGCUAACCAGCCCAAGAAAGCAAAACUAGCAGCCACUGUAGGCCUUUCUUUCAGCUUCAUAUUGGGAUUCUCGGCACUGUUAUUUGCAAUUAUGGUGAGGAACAGUUGGGCUAGCAUGUUCACACAAGAUAAAGAAAUUAUAGGCUUGACAUCACUGGUUUUGCCGAUAAUUGGUCUUUGUGAGCUUGGAAAUUGUCCGCAAACAACAGGCUGUGGAGUUCUGAGAGGGACUGCAAGGCCUAAAGUUGGAGCACACAUCAACUUGGGUUGCUUUUACCUAGUGGGAAUGCCAGUGGCAAUUUGGUUGGGUUUCUAUGCAGGGUUGGACUUCCGAGGACUGUGGCUGGGGCUUCUAGCAGCGCAGGGCUCUUGUGCUGUGACCAUGUUGGUGGUAUUGGGUCUCACAGAUUGGGGCUUAGAAGCCAAGAGAGCCGAAGAGCUGACCGGAGCUGUCCUUCUUGAUGAUGACAGCCAGAAGAUAUUCAAAGCUGAAAUCAAGGAGCCUAUUUUAAAUUUAUCCGAGGACGUAGAUCAAACUAAAGAGGUUGAGGAACAGAAGAAAUUGAUAGCUGAAAUCAAGGAGCCUAUUUAAAUUUAUCCGAGGACGUCGUAGAUCAAACUAAAGAGCUUGAUGAACAGAAGAAAUUGAAAGCUGAAAUCAAGGAGCAUAUUUUAAUUUUAUCCGGGGAUUUAGAUCAAACUAAUAACUCGCCUGUUUAAUUUAUUAAUCCCUUUUUUUUUUUUUUUUUUUUUUUUUUUUUUUUUUUUUGAGAUUUUGUCUAAGCAAAGCUGUAUAUUAGGGGGUACAUAUAAAGGUGAAGAAUUUUGUAAGGGCCUGGGUAACUAAAUAGGAAGUUUGUGCUACUUCCACGGAAUCACUUUUGGAUUUAAGUGAAGUAGCAUAGGGUUCAAAUUUUGUCUAGUGACCUUCUACGGAAUCACUUUCGGAUUUCAGUGAAGUAGCAUAGGGUUCAGCUUUUGUCCAGUGGCUAGUGGCCACUGAACCCGUCAGGAUACGGACACAUGUCCAAGACUGGACACAGGUCCAGUGGCUAGUACAGAAGCUGGAUCCAGUAGCAUAAAAGUUAUUGUAAAAUCCGCCAUUUAUGUUAGGAGAUAAAAUAUCAAGUCACUAAACUCUAGAAGUACCUGAUAAUUUUACCUAUGUUCAAAAUUUUUGUAGUAACAAAGAAAUCAAAAGAGACUUUAUUUA